Oncorhynchus tshawytscha (Chinook salmon) is the source of this 3211-nucleotide messenger RNA. RefSeq names its product nuclear receptor subfamily 1 group D member 2. The record is from RefSeq and is a predicted model, not a curated record. The transcript has 8 exons. Bases 568 to 2493 code for a protein of 641 amino acids. Gene Ontology annotation, molecular function: zinc ion binding; RNA polymerase II cis-regulatory region sequence-specific DNA binding; nuclear receptor activity. Gene Ontology annotation, biological process: hormone-mediated signaling pathway; cell differentiation; positive regulation of transcription by RNA polymerase II. NCBI's taxonomy places the organism in Eukaryota, Metazoa, Chordata, Actinopteri, Salmoniformes, Salmonidae.
UGGGUCACAUGGUAGCAUAGCAGUUUGAGUCGAGAGCUCUAAUCGAAACAGUCAUCCAACGAAUCUCUCUGGCAGAGGAUAACUUUCUACUCCUUGCUAUCGUUUCCUUCAAGAAAAUACAUAUUUUGUAUGCUAUAGAUAUACAUAGGCCUAUCUUUAGCCUACAGAAAAAAAGCAUCAGACGGACAGCUUUUUGGAGCGCUCUACGGAAAGAAAAAGAUACGGAAUUCCUAAGGUUCGAUUCAUUCGGAAGCGAAAAAAUUGGCUACAAUCUUUGGUUUGAUUCGGGGCGUUUAAAAAAAAAAACGAAUACAUUUGAAUUUAUGUGAUUAGUUUUGACAUAUGGUUGUAGUCAAAUAUCACGGUGCGAAAUCAGUCUGAUUUCAGUCCGAAUCAGUCUAUAGAUGUAAUCUGCGGAACUAGUAGGCCUAAAUGCGUUUGCCGACUAUUUUCUGAACGCUUCAAUUCAUUGAUCAUAGUAUCAACCAGCGACCGAAAAAGUUGCUGAAAACAAGCUAACACGUCAUCAGACUUCAGGUUGCUAGAAGGGGAUUUCAUUCAGAGGACAUGGAAUCUACAAAAGCAGGGGGUGUAAUAGCCUACAUCAGCUCCUCUAGCCCUGAGUCAUGUCAUAGUGACUCAAAUGACUGCAGCUAUAACUCCUCCCACAGCUGUCACCAGGACAACGUGGUGAACAAGCCCCUAAACAUGGCAGGCCUCACCCUCCCGCUGGCCCACACUAUCGCAAAGACCGGAAGCACGGCCUCCACUGCAAAAUGCGACAUUACUAAAAUCAACAGCCUGGUGCUGCUGUGUAAGGUGUGCGGAGACAUUGCAUCUGGAUUCCACUAUGGGGUUCAUGCCUGUGAGGGCUGCAAGGGUUUCUUCCGUCGGAGCAUCCAGCAGAACAUCCAGCAGAACAUCCAGUAUAAGAAAUGCCUGAAGAACGAGAGCUGUGCCAUCAUGAGGAUCAACAGGAACCGCUGCCAGCAGUGUCGCUUCAAGAAGUGUCUGCUUGUCGGCAUGUCCAAGGACUCUGUGCGUUUCGGCCGCAUCCCAAAGCGUGAGAAGCAGCGCAUGCUGCUAGAGAUGCAGAGUGCCGUGAACAACAUGAUGAACAACAGCCAGCUACACAGCCAGUUCCACUGCAACACACCCUUCCCCCUGGCCAAUCCGCUUCAGUCGCCAGCCUGCCCCGUGGAGCCCCGCCCCCAAUAUGUUGAUUCUGGCCUAGGCUCCGUCCCCUCCUCCUCCACCUCUCCCGCCGCUUCCCCCAGGUCCAACCAAUCUGAGGAGACCAGCUCUGACCGCGAGCCUGCGGUCACCAAGAAUAAAAGCCCCAGCCCUAACUCUGUGUCUCCAUCGAGUGCUUCAGACUGCGGGUCAGAGGAGGUGAUUGGCUCGGUGACCCGGGCCCACCAGGAGACCUUAAUUUACAACCAGGAGCAAGGUAGCCCCUCCCCCCAGUCCCAGGCCUACGCCCAGCUGACCUCCCCGGGGGCGGAGCAACAUGUCAGUGACACUGGAAAGAGGAUAGACGAGAGGAACCGGAACCAACAGGAGGACGGGAACCAGCAGAUUAAGAACCAGAACCACCAAAAUGACCUGGCCUCAUUCACAGCCGCUCAGGCCCAUUACCAGGCUCAGGAGAGGCCCACCAACACUGGGCCUCAGGGUACUGACAGCCACCAUCGCCAGGAGGACUACACCACCAGCCUUAGCGAGAACUACUGCCCCUACAGCAGGGACAGACUGCCCACCUGCUCCCCUAGUGGCCACUGCCCAUCCUACGACCAACAUGGCCUGAGAGGAGGCAACAACAGCACUAGCCAGGCCACCUCCAAUUCCCAUGGAGGAUUCAGUGGACUACUGUGGAACAGGGGCAACAGGAUGCAUCUGCUGUGUCCCAUGAACACGUCUCCCCAUGUGAACCCCCAUAAUUCAGGCCAUGGGAUCUGGGAGGAGUUCAGCCACAGUUUCACCCCAGCUGUCAGGGAGGUGGUGGAAUUUGCCAAGCGGAUCCCAGGCUUCAGAGACCUCUCCCAACAUGACCAGGUCAGCCUGCUCAAGGCUGGUACCUUUGAGGUGCUAGUGGUUCGCUUUGCGUCCCUGUUUGACGUGAAAGACCGCAUAGUGACGUUUCUGGGUGGUAACAAGUACAGCGUGGAGACGUUACAAGCCAUGGGCGCCGGCGACUUCCUGACCUCCAUGAUGGACUUCAGCGACAAGCUGAUGGGGCUCGGCCUCAGCGAGGAGGAAAUGAGCCUGUUCACCGCUGUCGUCCUCAUCUCUGCCGAUCGCUCAGGGAUUGAGAACAUAAACUCUGUGGAGGCUCUUCAGGAGACUCUGAUCCGGCACCUGAGGGGCCUCAUCACUAAGAACCACCCUAACGAGUCGGCCAUAUUCACCAAGCUGCUCCUCAGACUGCCCGACCUCCGCUCCCUCAAUAACAUGCACUCUGAGCAGCUGCUGGCCUUCAAGGUCCAUCCCUAGACCAGAACUAAGGUCAGAACCUGGGGUGUAUUCAUUAGGCACCAAAUGGAAGAACAUUUACUGAAAUGGGGAGGUACUACCUGAACUUGUCCAAUAAGAAAUGCUUGUCGUUGUCGUCGUCCCACCCCCCAUUGCAAAACCUUCUGCUAAGGUGUACCCUAAUGAAUAUGACCAUGGACACUGGGCCUGAGGACCACAAAGCCCAUUUAUCCACCCACCCUGACACACCUCGACCAGCUAUCCCAAUGAACUAUGAACCCUGACCUCCCAAGAGAACCCUCUUAUUCUGCCACUCACUUCACGUGAUCUUUUUCCUUCACAAGCAAGUUGAACUAGUGGGCAAAUGUGUCACGGUUACAGGGGAGGGAGGCUUAAGCCUUAAAAGUUAUUGUACUGUUAUUGUUGAAGUAAUAACCAUGAAUGUAAACGUUCAGACGCAAGCAGAAGAUGGAUGUGUAAUGUUUCUUUGUCUUGUUUCUGUGUGUGCAGGACACGUUUGCGACUGUACAACUCUUCUUAGAGAAUAAUCUUUUAUUAACAUUGUGUAAUGUGCAUUUUUGCAUCAUUUGUGCAAUAUGAUAUGUGACUGACUAUUUAGACUUUUUGUUUUUUUUGUUGAGCUAACCUCCUGUAGGUUUUUAUUAAUUGUACCUUUAUUUAACUAGUCAAGCCAGUUAAGAACAAAUUCUUAUUUAUAAUGACGGCCUACACCGGCCAA